Oncorhynchus keta (chum salmon) is the source of this 2879-nucleotide messenger RNA. It is a transcript of the gene hnf4g, whose product is annotated as hepatocyte nuclear factor 4, gamma. Bases 736 to 2097 code for a protein of 453 amino acids. Gene Ontology annotation, cellular component: nucleus. Gene Ontology annotation, biological process: regulation of transcription by RNA polymerase II; anatomical structure development; cell differentiation. The record is from RefSeq and is a predicted model, not a curated record. NCBI's taxonomy places the organism in Eukaryota, Metazoa, Chordata, Actinopteri, Salmoniformes, Salmonidae. Gene Ontology annotation, molecular function: nuclear receptor activity; nuclear steroid receptor activity; zinc ion binding. The transcript is spliced from 11 exons.
GAAGAAGAAGAAGGUGAAGAAGAAGAAGAAGAAGAAGAAGAAGAAGGUUAAGAAGAAGAAGGUGAAGAAGGUUAAGAAGAAGAAGGUUAAGAAGAAGAAGAAGAAGAAGAAGAAGAAGAAGAAGAAUAAAGAAAUAGACAGAAAGUGAUAGCGAAAGAAAUUGGAACAAAAAAACAGACAGAGAAAGACGGGCAGAGAAAAAGAGAGAGAGGGAGAGAGAGACUGACAGAGGGAAAGAGAGAGAGGGAGAAGAGCCAGUAAAAGGAUAGAGAGAGGGAGAGAGAGACUGACAGAGGGAAAGAGAGAGAGUGAGAGAGAGACUGACUGAGGGAAAGAGAGAGAGGGAGAAGAGCCAGUAAAAGGAUAGAGAGAGUGAGAGAGAGACUGACAGAGGGAAAGAGAGAGAGGGAGAAGAGCCAGUAAAAGGAUAGAGAGUGAGAGAGAGACUGACAGAGGGAAAGAGAGAGAGGGAGAAGAGCCAGUAAAAGGAUAGAGAGAGUGAGAGAGAGACUGACAGAGGGAAAGAGAGAGCGGGAGAAGAGCCAGUAAAAGGUAAAAGGAUAGAGAGAGUGAGAGAGAGACUGACAAGAGGGAAAGAGAGAGAGGGAGAGGAGCCAGUAAACGGAUAGAGAGAGUGAGAGAGAGACUGACAGAGGGAAAGAGAGAGAGGGAGAAGAGCCAGUAAAAGGAUAGAGAGAGUGAGAGAGAGACUGACAGAGGGAAAGAAAGCGAGGGAUGAAGUAUCCGUCUGUGUCAGUGAGUAACUCUCUGUUGGACAUGGAUGUAGCCAACUACAGUGAGGGACUGGACCCAACGUACAGCACCCUGGGCUUCGAUCAUGCUGACGUCCUCUAUGUUGGGGGAGACAGUAUGCCAGCGGAGCCGGGCCUGUCCCAGGCAGAUGUUGGGAACUCUAACUGUGCCAUAUGUGGAGACAAGGCUACAGGGAAACACUAUGGAGCUUCCAGCUGUGAUGGAUGUAAAGGCUUCUUCAGGCGCUCCAUACGCAAGAACCACAUCUACUCCUGCAGGUUUAACCGUCAGUGUGUGGUGGACAAGGACAAGAGGAACCAGUGUCGGUUCUGCAGGCUCCACAAGUGUUUCAGAGCUGGCAUGAAGAAAGAAGCGGUUCAGAAUGAGAGAGAUCGAAUCAGCUCCAGAAGAAACAUUCAGGACAAUCAGGAUCUCCCACCUAUCACUGUUCUGGCCCAGGCAGAGUCACUGUCUCAACAGAUCAGUGUAUCCAGUCCCAGCGGUGCAGUAGAUGUGUCAGAACAGAAGACAGCUGGUGUGGGUGAUGUCUGUGACUCCAUGAGACAACAGCUGCUAGUGCUGGUGGAAUGGGCCAAAUACAUCCCUGCCUUUGGUGAGCUGCCCUUGGAUGACCAGGUGAGUCUGCUCAGGGCUCAUGCAGGGGAACACCUUCUACUAGGGGUCGCCAAGAGGUCAAUGCCUUACAAGGACUUCCUGCUUCUUGGUAAUGGGUGUGUGAUCCAUGGUAGCAGUGCGGAGCCGGACAUCGGUCGUGUAGCUAACCGUGUUCUAGAUGAGCUGGUCCUACCCUUCCAGGACAUCCAGAUAGAUGACCAUGAGUAUGCUGCUCUCAAGGCCAUUGUCUUCUUUGACCCCGAUGCCAAGUCUCUGCGUGACCCGUCUAAGAUCAAGGCGAUGCGUCUGCAGGUCCAGAUGAGUCUAGAGGACUAUAUUAACGACCGCCAGUAUGACUCCAGAGGGAGGUUUGGAGAGCUGCUGCUACUGCUGCCUACUCUACAGUCCAUCACCUGGCAGAUGAUAGAACAACUGCAGUUUGUUAAACUCUGUGGCUUGGCCAAGAUAGACAACCUUCUGCAAGAGAUGCUGCUGGGAGGUCUGUCGGCAGAGCCCGCCCACCUGCACCACUCAGGCCACACCCAGUUAGCCCAGGACCCUCUGACUGGACACACACUGGUCAUCAGCACUAUGCCUGCGACACACAUUACUCAGAUAGACACUCCUAUCCCGUCUCCGCCUCAGGUUGCAGAGAAGUCCUCUCCUAGCCCCUCCCUCCUCCUGGCUCCACCCCUCCCACACAGACAUACCGCCGAAUCCCCACUCUGAGUGUACAGCACCCGCCCCCACCACCGAAUAACCAAACAAACAAAACAUACUGUUUGUCCACCAUGAAUGCAGCCAAAUCCGAAUUUGAGAUCUACACCUGUAACUUGUAAAUGAAAAAACUUGAAUUUGGAUCUCAAGUUUGCAUUCUGCCCUAUGUUUGUAAAUGUGUAAAAUGUUCAAUGUUCCCUCAACUAUUCAGUGCCAUAGGUUUUCACUCCAAUUCGGUAGUCUUUAUAGUUCGGUAGCAUCUUUAUAAAUCAUUAGAUUAUUCCUAAAGUCGGAGCCUCUCUUAUCGUGGUGUAAUUGUGAGUGUAUUUGAGCUUUCUGUAGGCUCAUCGUUGAAUAUGGAGCAGGAGAUUUGCUAAUCAGCAUGUACUUUAUAUACAGUAUGCGUUACUUAAAGUGCACUUAUUAGUAGUGGACUGUGUCUGGAACACAUGAUUGUCUGUUAAUAUUAAUGUUCACGUAUUGCCAUGUUGCUUGUGGUGUGGUGCUUUACAAAUACACAAACUGGAGUAUACUGUAUUUGUCAAUAAUAUAAUUAACCGUACAUUUAGUUCCUAAUCAACUUUUCAGUGUCUUUCAGUCUUUUGAGAUUACUGUUAUAAUAUGAAAUGAUAUGAAAAUGUUCAAAUUUUGUGUAAAUUCAAUUGUUUGUAUGUCAGAACUAUUAUAUUGACCUUCUAAACUGUCAAAUAGUGUAUACAAAUUAGACAAUGUAAGCUAUAUUUUGUAACUGUAUAUUCUGAUAAAAACAGAACACUAUUUUCAAUUAAUUGUAA